AUGUCUACUACUCCAGGUCCUCAACUUGAGCAUGUGCUCACCCUGCAUGUCGAUCUGGCCCCUCCCCUCGAUUAUGGAUCCACGGCAACUGGUGAUAAACGUUUCAUUCCCAUAACCGGCGGAAAGGUCAGUGGACCCAAGUUCGGAGGAAAGAUCUUGCCCAACACCAGUGGAGACUGA
This is a messenger RNA of Penicillium subrubescens, 180 nucleotides long. RefSeq lists its product as uncharacterized. The record is from RefSeq and is a predicted model, not a curated record. Lineage: Eukaryota; Fungi; Ascomycota; Eurotiomycetes; Eurotiales; Aspergillaceae. The coding region runs from base 1 to 180 and encodes 59 amino acids. The transcript has a single exon.